UCUACAUCAGAAUGUCAGAAUUACGGAAGUCUUAACAACGCUGACAGAAAGAUUACGUACACUACUAACCACAGUUAUUGUGACUAUGGAAUCGGACCUGGUUGGUUUCGUUUUGAGGGUUCCGCCGGUACAAGAAUGCCAACUUCAUGUCCACCUAAAUACAGAUGUGGCACACGUGCACCCGGCUGGAUGAAUGGUGGACACCCUACAGUAGCAGACGGUCAGGUCAGCAGGACGGUGUGUUUCCACUGGACAUCAGGCUGCUGUGAUUGGUCAACAAACAUCAAAGUGAGAAAUUGUGGUUCAUAUUAUGUGUACUAUCUUAGUGGUACACCUAAUAGUUUUUGCAGUCUCCGUUAUUGUGGCACUAACUAA
Molecule: messenger RNA, 375 nt
Organism: Porites lobata
Lineage: Eukaryota; Metazoa; Cnidaria; Anthozoa; Scleractinia; Poritidae
Source: the annotation of a GenBank genome assembly